Paramecium tetraurelia is the source of this 183-nucleotide messenger RNA. RefSeq lists its product as uncharacterized. NCBI's taxonomy places the organism in Eukaryota, Ciliophora, Oligohymenophorea, Peniculida, Parameciidae. The record is from RefSeq and is a predicted model, not a curated record. The transcript has a single exon.
AUGUUAUUUGAACAUCCUAUUAGUAUAUAUAGAUAAUAAUAAGGACUACUCACAGCUAAUAUUGAACUUUCUAGAGGGUGUGAGUUUAUUUUGAAGAAAUAAAUAAACUUUUAGAUACAGAUAAGAAGAACUGCAGGAGAGUAAUGUAUUCACUACCCUAAGUUCUUAUAAUCAAUUGGUUGA